CAACAUCUGCGAACGAUCUGAGACUUUUGCGUGUUGUUGUCAGGUGUUUUCUACAUAACCACGUAACUGAGCGGACUUGGAUUUGUGGACUGGUCUGUCAGCAGAGAGAGAAAUAAAGAAGAACAUGGGAGUAGAAGGAGGUGCUAAAAUCCUUAAAUUUUUGGUUUUCUUUUUCAACUUCAUUUUCUUUGUUUUUGGCUGUGUGCUAAUUGGGGUUGGAGCAUGGGUUCUGGUUGACUCUGGCGACUAUGUGACACUCUCUUCUACAGUGCCUUAUGCAACCGGACCCAAGGUCUUGAUUGCUGCAGGUGCACUCAUUGCAGUUGUGGCAUUCCUUGGAUGCUGUGGAGCCUGGAAGGAGAACCGCUGUAUGCUGGUUAUUUUCUUUAUUUGCCUUCUUGUGAUCCUGGCCUUGGAGUUAGCUGCUGGAAUAUUGGGAUAUAAGAAUCGUGACGAGGUCGAAGAAACUCUGGACAAAGAUUUUAUAGAGGAACUCCAACAGCACUACAAUGAGUCAGGGAGUGAGGGCACCACUAAAGUAAUUGAUACACUGCAGAGAAAGGAGAAGUGUUGUGGCUGGUAUAACCACACAGACUGGUAUAGAUCAAGGAUUGGAGGCAUUCAUCAUACCGUCCCAGACAGUUGCUGUAAAGAGGAAAAGGAAGGUUGUGGAGCCAAAAAGGACCUUUCCCUGCUGUAUAAGGAGGGUUGCAAGAUGAAGCUGGUGGAUUUGGUCAAAAACAAGUUGAAAUAUGUGGGUGCCAUUGCUGUGGCUAUCAUUGUCGUACAGAUUCUUGGAAUGAUUUUUGCUGCUGUUUUGAUCUGCAAGAUUGGUGACGGGUCAACUUAUGCUUAAAACACACAAUCCUGCCAAUCUUCACUUUGAAGAUAGAAUAUGCUGAACAUAACCAAUAAGUAAACUAGAUUUGUGCUGUAGAUUUCUUUAUCUAACUUUUUGUAUUUAACAGGGUUCAAUUUUGGAGUCAUUUUCCUAUGACAAUUUUCUUAUUUGGAACAGUUUAUUGGUUUGGCUUAAAUAAAAAAUUGUUGUUUUGUUUUUAUUUUAUUUUGUGGUUAAUAAGAUAGCCUACUUCAUUUUCUGUUCUUCAUUUCAACAAGCCCUCAUUAAGAGUAGGUCUGGAUUUCAAAGAUAACCUUACACUUUCUCUUAUGACUUUUAAGUAAGUCUGUGUAAGACUUUGCUAUUUAUCUUUCGUGCACACAAGCUUUAGUAUAUUUUUGCUUCUGGAGUAUAUUUUAAGUUACAGCUUUGCAUUUUGUGAUAGCUAGCCUAAGGAUUCAGUUUCUUCACCUUGAGGUUAAUUGUGUCGUCACUUCAGGAUAUCUAUUUAAAUUUUCUAAUGGCUAUAAUCUUGUAAGAGUACAAAAAGCAGUUGGGUACAGUAUAGAGUUGACACAUUCAUACCCUAUUUUCUUGAAUAAGGGCCCACAUUCUGAUAACUGCCCUUCCCUGAGAAAUGAGCUGCCCUACAGUUCAGGCUAAAGUGUCAAACAAACACCUUCCUCACUUUCAUUCAAACUAGGGAUACAAGGAAGACCAGUUUACUUACAACUUUUUAUGCUUCAACUACUUUGGAAUCAAUACUGGUUUGCUGAGUGAGUGUCCUCCUCCCAUCUCAGCUGAAAUUUUAAAUUGACACCAAGGCAGUUAUUUGAGUAAAUAUGGUAUUUGGGAACACAUCUGAAUUUACACUGGCAACAAAAAACUAAGAUUAUAAUUUUCUCUUUAAAUUAAGGAAACAAAUUUUGUGAUGUUAGGGGAUUUCUUGUGGAUAAUCAUGUAAUUCCUAUACAGUACGUAGAUGUUUUAUACAGUAGCAAAGGGGUUUAAGUAGCUCAGUUGGGAAAAGGUCAAACAUUUGUAUCUUGACAUCAACAUCACUGCUGUAGUAAAAUUGUUUGAGGUUUAUCAACCUUA
Stylophora pistillata is the source of this 1939-nucleotide messenger RNA. Its product is annotated as CD151 antigen. The record is from RefSeq and is a predicted model, not a curated record. Lineage: Eukaryota; Metazoa; Cnidaria; Anthozoa; Scleractinia; Pocilloporidae. Gene Ontology annotation, cellular component: plasma membrane.